AAAAUAGAAAACCACUCUUGGAGUCAGUCGGAACUCAAGGUGAAGGCAGGAAGAUAUGUAUCGAACGGCGGCGAAUCGCCUCUAUCACGGCGCCUCUCUUAUUAACAACAGCCGCGGAGGCCGCCUUCUUCGACUCCCUAAGCUCAGAACCGUCAUUAGCUCUUCACGGUUUUCCACUACAGUAGACCCACAACCGUUCCCUAAUCAAACCCUUAAUCCAUCCGAUUCUUCCACGGUAUCAUCGUCAACAUCAUCAACAUCUGGGGAUGGUCCACAUGACGAGAGAAAGAAUCCGAGAGCUGCAUAUGAGGAGGAGCAAGCUCGGGUGCUGCAAGCCUCACUACGACACGUUAUGAGAUUGGGAUGGAGCGAAGAAGCCAUGGUAGCAGGUGCAAAAGAAGUUGGGGUUUCUCCUUCAAUUGUUGGAUCUUUCCCCCGAAAAGAAGCAGCCCUUGUCGAGUUCUUCAUGGAUGACUGCUUACAAAGGCUUAUUGAUAGAAUUGACUCCGGAGAGGAAUUACAAAACUUGAUUCCUAGCCAGCGCAUCUCUAAGCUUGUAAGGAUUCGCCUAGAACUGCAAGCGCCCUACAUAUCAAAAUGGCCUCAAGCUCUCAGCAUUCAAGCACAUCCAUUGAAUGUUUCAACAAGUUUUAAGCAGCGGGCAAUGCUGGUUGAUGAAAUCUGGCAUGCUGCUGAUUAUGAGGCAUCUGAUGUAGAUUGGUAUGUGAAGCGCACUGUCCUUGGUGGGAUAUACUCAACAACAGAGAUUUACAUGCUAACUGACAGCUCGCCAGAGUUUCGUGAUACAUGGCUGUUCUUGGAUGAUCGGGUGAAAGAUGCUUUUGAUCUGAAGAAGACAAUCCAGGAGGCAAAGUAUUUGGCAGAAGCUGUUGGUGCAGGAAUGGGGAGUUCUUUGCAAGGAUUUGUGAGCAGAGUGCUUCGGAGAUGAGAGCUAAAGUUGGGAUGGUUCAUGAUAUUUUUAUAACUAGCAUCAGUCUCAAAUUUCUCUCCAUGAGCUAUUAAAACUAGGAGCUGUCACAAGUUGGUAGUAUUUUGAUGGACCCUCAAUGGCUCUCAGUGUUACCAUGGCCUAUAUACCUAGGUGCUAGCCAUUGUUUGCCAGAGAUUAGGUUUAAAAAUAUGUUCCUGGCAGGGGUUUUAGUGCUUAAACCGAAUGCCUGACUAUUUUGUUAUCAUAUUCAUCUUGUUGGCAAUGUGAUUACAUUAAUUUCUUUUGAUAGAUGCAGGCACGCACAAUAAUCAUUUGUUAACAGGAUCUUGUUCUUCACAUGGUAUAUUAUAAGUUGUUGAUAGCUUAAGCCUGUCAUUAUGGUGUA
This is a messenger RNA of Theobroma cacao (cacao), 1337 nucleotides long. RefSeq lists its product as uncharacterized. Gene Ontology annotation, cellular component: mitochondrial inner membrane. Gene Ontology annotation, molecular function: lipid binding. Lineage: Eukaryota; Viridiplantae; Streptophyta; Magnoliopsida; Malvales; Malvaceae. Gene Ontology annotation, biological process: ubiquinone biosynthetic process. The record is from RefSeq and is a predicted model, not a curated record.